CGUUUUCUUCUUAUCGGCGCCAAGCAACCAACAGAGUCAAUCGGCAUCCUAGUGUGUGUGUGUGUGUCUCUCUCUCUCUCUCUAUAUAUAUGUAUAUUUAUAUACGUAAUUCAAUACACCACUCAUCCUAGCAGUCAGUCUUCUCUCUCUCCGUAGAAGACUAUCGGUUCUUCACUUCAGGGCCGCGGAAAUAAUUUGGAUGUGCUGAAGGUAGCAAUGGGUUCUUUCCUUAAAGUUGUACUGGCCUUCCAUGUUGUGCUAUCUGUUCUAUAUCGAUGUUCUGCAACUGGGGUUGAUGCAAAUCAGACAGCAUGGCUGUUUGUAAAUGCUUCUGAAGCUUCAGCGAGGAAGAUACCGGAAACUCUAUUUGGCAUAUUCUUUGAGGAAAUCAACCAUGCUGGGGCUGGUGGGUUGUGGGCAGAGCUUGUCAGCAAUAGAGGUUUUGAAGCUGGAGGCUAUAACACUCCCUCCAAUAUUGACCCUUGGUCAAUAAUUGGAGAUGAGUCAUCUCUUAUUGUAUCAACUGACCGGUCAUCUUGCUUUGAUCGAAACAAAAUUGCACUUAGAAUGGAGGUACUUUGUGGUAGUGAAGGCAUCAAUGUCUGCCCACCUGGAGGUGUUGGUAUUCAUAACCCUGGAUUUUGGGGCAUGAAUAUCGAACAAGGGAAGGCCUAUAAAGUAGUUUUGCACAUGCGUUCAUUGCUGCCAGUUAACAUAUCUGUAUCAUUGACUGACACCAAAGGGUUACAAACAUUGGCUACUGCUAACAUUCUAGCCACUGAUGUUUUGAAAUGGACAAAAGCCAAGGUUCUUCUAGAAGCAACAGGAACUAAUCAUAACUCAAGACUGCAAUUGACAACGACCGGAAAAACAGUCAUAUGGUUUGAUCAAGUGUCAGUAAUGCCUUUGGACACAUACAAGGGACAUGGCUUCCGAAAUGAUCUUUUUAAGAUGCUUGCAGAUUUGAAACCCCGAUUUAUCAGAUUUCCAGGUGGGUGUUUUGUUGAAGGUGAGUGGUUACGGAAUGCAUUCCGCUGGAAAGAAACUGUUCUGCCCUGGGAAGAAAGGCCUGGACAUUUUGGUGAUGUCUGGAAAUACUGGACUGAUGAUGGGCUUGGUUACUUUGAGUUUCUUCAGCUUGCAGAGGACCUUGGGGCAUCACCAGUAUGGGUUGUCAAUAAUGGAAUUAGUCAUAAUGAUCAAGUGGACACCUCCAGUAUUUCACCUUUUGUGCAAGAAAUCCUGGAUAGUAUUGAGUUUGCUAGGGGUGAUCCUGAUUCAGAAUGGGGUUCUAUUCGAGCUGCAAUGGGACACCCAGAACCUUUUGACUUAAGAUAUGUUGCUGUGGGGAAUGAAGACUGCUCGAAGAAGAACUACCGAGGAAACUACCUCAAGUUCUAUCAUGCUAUAAAGGAUGCCUAUCCAGACAUGAAAAUAAUCUCAAACUGUGAUGGUUCCGCUAAACAACUGGAUCAUCCAGCGGAUAUGUAUGAUUAUCAUAUUUACACUGGUGCAAACUCCAUGUUUUCUUUGGCUCACACAUUUGAUCAUGCAUUGCGUAGUGGUCCAAAGGCUUUUGUGAGUGAGUACGCUGUUACUGGAAAAGAUGCUGGUACAGGAAGUCUUUUAGCAGCAAUUGCUGAGGCUGGUUUCUUGAUUGGGAUAGAAAGGAACAGUGAUCUUGUUGAAAUGGCAAGCUAUGCACCCCUAUUUGUGAAUGCCAACGACAGACAGUGGAACCCAGAUGCAAUUGUUUUCGACUCCUUCCAGCAGUAUGGAACUCCCAGUUACUGGAUGCAACAUUUUUUCAAGGAGUCCAGUGGUGCUGUUCUGCUUAAUUCAACUUUACAAGCCAAUUCUUCAAGUUCUCUAAUUGCUUCUGCAAUUGCAUGGGAAAACCCAGAGGAUCAGAAGAACUACUUAAAAAUAAAGGUAGUGAACUUUGGGGGUAAUACUGUGAUUCUGAAGAUCUCUAUUGAUGGAUUGGAAAAGAACUCGCUCCAAUCAUAUGGCUCAACUAAGACUAUACUCACGUCAAGCAAUCGGAUGGAUGAGAAUUCUUUCAAAGUGCCAAAUAAGGUAGCUCCUAUCCAAAGUAAUUUCGAAGAGGCUGCUGAAAACAUGGAAGUCGUUCUUCCUCCAAAUUCUUUCACUUCUUUCAAUUUGUUUAUAAAAUCAAACAAAAUCCGUCUUCCAGGAAAUAAUUAUGUUGGGAAAUCUUCAGAUUGAGAAUUUGAGUGAUACGAGGAGUCAAUUGUAGCGACUGCUAGAAUGCUUUGGCGCCUUUGCCCUCGUUUCUAAGUUGUUAAAGCUAUGUAAUAACGUUCUCUGAAAUUUUACUAUUGUCAUGAAGCAGCAAAUCUUAUUUUUCUUA
Molecule: messenger RNA, 2374 nt
Organism: Diospyros lotus (date-plum)
Lineage: Eukaryota; Viridiplantae; Streptophyta; Magnoliopsida; Ericales; Ebenaceae
Product: alpha-L-arabinofuranosidase 1-like
Exons: 18
Coding region: 217-2229 (670 amino acids)
Biological process (GO): L-arabinose metabolic process
Molecular function (GO): alpha-L-arabinofuranosidase activity
Source: RefSeq, a predicted model, not a curated record